Paramecium tetraurelia is the source of this 8493-nucleotide messenger RNA. RefSeq lists its product as uncharacterized. The record is from RefSeq and is a predicted model, not a curated record. Lineage: Eukaryota; Ciliophora; Oligohymenophorea; Peniculida; Parameciidae. The transcript has 11 exons.
AUGCGCAAUUCUAUUACUUCUACUUGUAGAAUACCUCAAAUUUCAGAUAGAGAAUAAAGAGUGGAAAUAGUGAAAGGAUUUUAAUAUUAUAGUGGGUAAGGUUAAAUUUAGGGUAAUUUUGACUAAUUUGGAAAUAGAUAUUGUAUAUCAGGUUGGAUUAAAAUCGACAUCGCUUCAAUUAAUUAUUAUUCAAAAAUGCCAGUUAUUAGGAUCACUGCCUUUAAAAACUAUGGUAGCGGCAAGAAUAUAGGUGAUGAGUUGAUGAAAUUGGAGAUUGAAGUAAAUAAAAAUACCCCAGAUAAAACUCAAUACAUUAUAACAAAUAACUUCUAUGGAUUACCUUUAUAAAGUUUAUAGAGUUAAUAUCCAGAUUUAAAUCCAGUUUUAAAUCUAAUCUAGUGUUGUGAAUAUUAUUUAAAUGGAAUUCAGCAAUGGCAUUUUAUAUAAUACGAAUAUGGUAGGCAGUAAAGCCGUGAUAAAAAUUUGCUUUAGAUUCAAUUUUCUAAUGAAUUAGGAUUGCAAUCAUUUCCAAUAGGAUCAAAUAAAUAUUAAUCUUCAUUUACAAAUUCUAAAUUUUAUUAUGUUUUUGGAGGAGAUUACUUUUCUAGCAACAUGCUUUAGGCUUGGGUGAGUGAUUUUAAAUUUGAAUUUAAUUACUAAGAUGAUAGACAAUUAAUGAACAAUGUUUGUUAUUACUCUUGUAAAACUUGUAAUGGACCUUAAUAAACAAAUUGUUUAUCUUGUAUACCUGAUUCAAAUAGAGUAUACAUACCUGAAGAAAAUAAGUGUUUAUGUUAAUAAGGCUACAUUGAUUAUGAUGGAUAAGUACAAUGUAUGAAAUUUGAAUAUAGAUUUCCUACAAUUUCAUAAGAGUUUGUCUUGAAUUAAGUGAAGCAAUCUUGUUAAUUUGGUUACUUUUUAGUACAUGAAAACAAUGAAUGCAUAAAAUGCCCUUAAGACAGCAAAAAUGAUUUUUUAUGUAUUGAUUGUUUGUAAUUUCCUUUGUAUUGGUCUGAAUAAUCUAUCUGCACAAAAGAUUUAAUAAAUUAUGGAUAAACAUUGGAAAGCGCUUUUAUAUUAACAUUCAGAAACGAAAAGGAUUAUGACUUUUAUUUUAUUGAUGAUUAAAAUUAGAUGAAUCUCUAAUUAGGGUAUUUAGACUAUUGUGAUCCAGAUCGUAAAGAGUUCAAAUGUGUUUUAUCUAGAGAACAAAAUAAAGGGUAAUAUUUUUAUGUUAGAUGCAAACCUAAUUAUUAUAUAAGCAAUAACGAUUGCAACGAAGUAGAUCGAAAUUGUUUAGAAGCCUAUGAUAAUGGAGAUUGUAAAAGUUGCAUAUAAAAUAUGUAUCCUAUUAAUAAUAACUGCUAUAAUUGUCCUUUGAAUUGUUAAUCUUGCGAAUUAAACAAAUUUGAUAAGGAGGUUCAUUGUACAACUUGUUUUGAUAAAUAUACUUUACAGAAUAAAUAAUGUUAACCAUGUGGCUCAUAUUGCCAGUUAUGCCAAGACUACUUUGAUAACAAUACUCAAUAUUCAUAUCUCAAGUGUUUGAAAUGUAUAGAUGAUACUAAAUACUAUUUAUCAUUUGAUGGAGUAAAUUGCUAGGAAAAUAAAAUUGAAAAUUGCUAAUAUGCAUUUUAAUAUUUAAAAUCCGAUUAAAAAAUCAACACUCUUGAUAAAUACUUCGAACUUCAAUUCGAUUAAUAAAAUAUUAUAACAUCAUGUGCUAGAUGUGUUAAUAAUUCUAUUCUAGUGGUAUCCGAAUAAUUAUGUUUAUAUGUGAAUAAUCCUUCUUGCACCUUUGGAUAUGCUUAAACAUUAGUUUAAUGUGAUUUAUAAUUAAGUAAUCUUGCCUAUUCAAAAACAAUAGGAAAUGUUUGCACUACUUAAUAGAUUUGUUUAAUUACUACUUCUACAGUUGUGGAUGAGGUAUAAUUUACUGAAUCCUGCUCUGAAUUUUCGUCAAUUCCCUAAUGUGAAAUCUGUCUAGAAGGAAAAUUUUCAGUAUCUGACUAAUUAAAAGUUUAUAAAUGCUUGAGUUGUACAAAUGGAUAUUAUUAACAUUAAAUAGCAGGUAAAUGUUUUUCGUGUCCAUCUGAUUUAAGAUGCUUUUCAUGCUACUAAUAACAGAGAGCUGCUUAAGAUAAUUGGAAAGUAGACAUAAGGGCAUAUUAUAAAGUAUUUAUUGAAAAAGACGAUGAGCAUCCUUAUUCUGAAUAUGGUUAAAGUUAAAAUCAAGAAGAUUAUGAAAUAAAGUGUAGUCAAUGUAUUUCUGGAUAUGAAUUAAUUAAUGAUCUAUGUGUUUAGUCCUGUGCUGAAAAUUGUUUAAAAUGUUAAUUCAUAAAUGGUUAAAAUGUCUGUUUAAAAUGCAAACUUGGCCAAUAUGGUAGACAAUUAACACUGAUGGAAAAUUAAUGCAUUGAAUGCUCAUCAAAUUGUGCUUUGUGUCGGGUUAGAUCAAAUGAGGAAUUGUAACAAAUCAAUCCUUUAUUUAAAAAUCCAAAAUAUAUGAAAUAUGCUCAUUAAUGUCUAAAGAGUUAUACUGAUAACGGAUAUACAUAUGAUUAGCAGUUAGGUAUGUUUAUUAACUGUUUGGAUUAAGAUUUAGGUUGUUUUUUAUAGUAUAGUAUGAAUUUAAAUUUGUAUUGUUCAUCUUAAGAAUUUGAAAAAGAUAGAGAUGCUAUAGUUGAUGCUUUUUAAAAAUAACGUUUUUCACUUGAAAAUAUUUUAAUUGAUAAUUUGAUAUCUGGCCAAAGCUUUAGAGAAUAUGAAAACGAUCUGUUUUACUUUUAAGCAAAUGAGAAAUAUGUUAAAUCUAUCAAAAUAAAAAUCUCAAGUAAGACAAGUUAGAUAUGCAUCAUCCCAGAUGGCUCAAAAAUUUAAUAAGGCUUUAGUGAAAACAUAUUUUCUGCAAUCAAUGUUGAAUUAGAAUUCAAUUUCCUACAUGAAAUUCAAUUUAUAUACGAAAGAGUAUUUUAAAUUUUGAAUUUUAAUUCUAUUAAAAUAAGCAAUCUUAAAUUAAUACCAUAAUCUAGUGAUAAACUAAAAUAGCUAUUUUUCAUAAGUUGUUUUCCUCUCAAAAUUGAGCUAAAUAAUAUCGAAUUUACCUCUGAAAGUCCGGUUACCCAAUCAUAGAUUUAAUUUUUGAACGUUUCAUCAUUAACAAUUAAUACAUUCAUACUUAAAGGAGUCAUUCUUUAGAAUAGUGAUUUUUUCAUUACAAUCGGAUAAACUGAAUUUAAAAAGAUUAUAUAGAUCAGUGACUUUUAACUAUUAAAUUCUAAACUUAAUGGAAUUAACCUUUUACAUCUUGAUUUAGCGUACAAUGACAGUUUUAUUUUAUAAAAUUCAAUUUUCUAAGGAAACUUUUACAACUCAAGCAUUGUUAAAACUAGUGAAAAUAAAGUUAUUGGCACAGUUUUUUUGAAUUAAAUUUAAAUUGAGAGUGAUAUACAAGAGUGUCAAUCAAUUUUUAAUCUCUUUUGGUUUUAUUAUGUUAAAAUCUCAAAUUUUAUUAUAUAAAAUUCAUAGCUAUUUAACACUUCCUUAAUAAAAUUAAAUAACAAUAGCAUUUUAAGUGAAAUACUAUUUUUGAAAUGUUAAUUAAUAGAAUCGUCAAUUGGAAUAAUAAAUUCAGAAGUACUCUCUUAUAUCAAUUAAUUCUUUUUGUAAAUCUCUAAUAUUAAAUUUGAAUCUAAUAAGUAUGAGGAAACUGCUAAAUUAUUGAAGUUUCACAAAUUCAAUUUCCUCUCAUCUUAGCUUCAAAUAACAAAUAUUUCAAUAAUAAACAAUGAGAUGAUCAACGUAUCUCCAUUAUUCAAUCUACAUCUGUAAGAAUCUUCUUUAAUAUAUUUGUCUAUAGAGGAGAUUGAUAUUAAUGGAUUAAAUAUUAUAAGAGGGCAAGGGUUGAUUGACAUAAGUAUAAUUGAAACAUAAUUCAUUUAAAUAAAAUCUGCCAUUAUUACUUAGGGCUAAGAAUAUAAACUCCGUAUCCAUCAAUACUUGGAUUGCUAACUCAAAUAUAUUUAGGAAUAGUACUAUUUAUAAUCUCUCUUUAUAUAUUCUUGCUUAAAUCUGAAUAUCGACGAUAUGAUCAUCAAAGAUGUUUCAUCUAAUAAUUCGCCUAUAAUUUCAUAUCAAUCGGCCCAACUAUCUGCAGUACAAUAGUCAGAAAGCAUAAGAAUCUCUAAUUUAUAUGCUUAUAAUAAUCUUUUAUUGAUUACAGAACAGCAGUUUUCCACAAGCAUCCUAAAAAUAGAGUCUGUGUAGGUGACUACUCUCUAGAUUCAUAACUUUACAUUCAUCAAUAACAUUAUGCAUCAAUAUAUUUAGGAUAAUUUGAAGGUUUCAGCAUUAGGAUUUAACCUUGACUGCCAGCAAGCUUCAAUAAUUCUUAUGAAAUCAAAACUCUCUAAUAAUAUUGUAUUUAAUAGCACAGAUAGUUUAAUAAUGAUUAAAGCUAAGUCGUUAAUCAUAAGUGAUUGUAACUUUUUUAACAAUUCAAUUUUUGAUUAUUCAAUACUUCAACCACAUAUACUUUGGAGUUUUUCAAAAUUGGAUUAAAUUUAUUUAGAAGAUAUCUAAAAAAUCUUUCUAACUAAAUCAUCUACUGGAAAUGCUUAAUUAAUUGUAGAAGAAUUAACAAUAAUAAAUUGCAAAUUUAAAAACUCUUAAGGAUCUUAUGGAGGAGCAUUUCAAAUAAUCGCACAAAACUACUGCAGGAUUUAAUUGAGUAAAUUGAGUUUUAAUAAUAUAAUGACAUCAUUUCAAGAAGAAAACGAAUAAGGAGGAAGUAUUUUUAUCGACUCUUCAACAUCAUUAGCUUUAAAUCUAAAUAUCAAUGAUAUCAGAGCUGAUACAAUCUUUAGUAGAUAUUAGGGAGGUUUCUUGUAUUUGAAAGCAGGAUCUAAAAAUAUUAAUGUCGAGAUGGAUAAUUUAAUAUUAAAUAAUAUACAUUCUUUGUAAGGUUCAAUCGUUUAUAUAUAAUUCUAAAGUUAAUCAAGUUAUUCUAAGAAUUUAUAUAUUAAUAAUUUAGUAAUCAAAAAUUUUUAAAGAGAACUUUUAAAAUUUUUAAAUAAAUAUGAUGAUAUUAGUGCAAAUUAAGAAUAUGGCUUAAAUAAUAAUCGAACAUUGAUUUUUAUUGAAUUUGGGGAAUCAAUUAAUUUAAAAAAUGUAUAUAUUGAAAAUCUGCUUUAUGAAUCAUUUCUUUUUCUGAGUUCAUCAAGAAGAAUAAACUUAAACGAUUUAUAAAUUAUUAAUUCCAAGUUAUCAAACUUUUUAAUUCUUAUUGAAUCUAAUCAAUUUUAAUCUAGUUUAAUCAAUUUAGAUAAUAUAUUGAUCAAAAAUACUUCAGUUGGCUAAUUUGAACUUCUCCAAAAUAAUUGUUCUUCCAUUCCAAAUCAGUAAUAAUUAGCUUCAAAAACCUUUUAAUGUUUGGUUUCUGAUUCAUAGACUUCAGCACCUUUUAAGUUACAAAUGUUUCAUGAUUCCCAAUCUCCAAAUAAUUUGUGUUGGAGAAAUCUUAACAAAAAUCUAACAGAUAUGACUGAAUCAGGUCUUAUAUUACUGUCUCAACUUUACGAUGAUUAAAUAGAAGUAAAAAACCUACACAUAGCUGAAAUUAAUUGUUCCCUUUGUCAAAGAGGGUUAUUAUCAUUUUAGUAUAAAACUUCAAAUAAAAUCCAAAAAUACUCUUCUGCAUCACAUCUAUAUAUUAAAAACUCAUCAUGUGGGCAAAAAGGAUGUUUUAAUCUAAUAAAGGAUAAAUAGAAUAGAAUACUCUAUUAAUACAAUGAACAAUAAAAAUUUCUCUUAAAAUUUGAAAGCAUAAUAGCAAAUUACAUUUGUGAAAAUAAUUCAUGCAAAGAGGGUACAUGUUUAAAUGCAGAGAAUAUCACUAUUUACUUGAAGGAUUCCAAUUUCCAAUCUAAUAAUGCUUCUUAAAGAGGUGGGGCCAUUUACACAAACUCAGAGAUCUUGAUGUACAAUUGCUUGAUAUAAAAUAAUCAGGCAAAUAUAGGAGGAGGAAUUUUUCAAUAAGAAACUAUAUAGUAUCCAGCUAUUUAUAAUUAAAUUUUCAACAAUAAAGCAUAAAAUUAUGGAAAUAAUAUAAUAUCCACUCCCCAAAAAUUAGCUCUCUAAUUAAAUGCCAAUGGGAUGUUUUCGACAAUUAGAUUGAAAAAUGAAGAAAAUCUAAUCAUCGAUUAAGUUUAUGUACCGCCUUAUAAAACAGUUUAAGGGUUGAAAUCUCAAUAUUUACUUGUACCAAGUGGAUAAAGUAUUGCUAACUAUAGAUAUUUUGAUUGGAAGGAUCGAUAGUAUAUUCCAUCGAAUUAGACCUUUAGACUUAUUCCAUUAAAUUAAGAAGAUUAGAUUAUAAAAAGUUUAUCUGAUACUUUUUGUAAAAUAUAAGGUAGAAUACACAUCUUCUCUGAAAACAAAACAGAUUCUGAGAAUUUCUAAUAUAACUUUACAAAUAUUAAUUACACUUAUUUUAAUGCUUAAACUUAGGAUUAUAAUUGGGAUGAUUUAGUUAUAUAUUUAGAUAAUGAAUUACCAUCUCAUAUGUCUUUAUAACUAGAAUUUAGUUGUAAUUCAAUUUCAAUUCCUAUUUUUAAUAAAGUUGCACCGUAUAAUCUUCAAGGCAGUCACAAUAAUUAUAAAUUAAGGGUUGAAGUUAGGUCAUUGCCAUGUUAAUUUGGCGAAAUUAAGAGUAUUAUUAACUUCUCUUGCAUUCUAUGUGAUAAUAGCCUAGGAUUAUUCUCUAUAAAAUAGAAUUCUUCUAAAUGCGAGGUAAAAGAUGAUGUAUCCACAAUAAGCGUGAAUUCAUCUUAGUUAAACCUAAAAUAAGGAUUUUGGCGACCUUAUAUAGGAACAAGUAAAGUAUCCAGCUGUCUUAAUUAACUCAGUAAUUGCUUGGGAGGAUUAAUAGAGGGUGAUGAAUCAUGUUCUAGAGGACAUAUUGGAGCAUUAUGUGAACAAUGCGAUUUGUAUAAUACGAGAGGGGAUGGAGAGUUUUCUGUUGGCUCAAGGUUUGCUUGUGGUUCAUGUCAAGAAACAUAAAGAAAUACGUUAAUCAUUACAUUAGUUAGUUUUUGGACUUUAAUCUCUGUUUCAUUUCACACAGGAUAUAAUGCCAGAUUUUAAGAUAACUCAGCAAUUUUAAUGAAACUGUUAACAAAUUAUUUAUAAAUUCUGGAUACUAUAAGUACAUUCUAAAUAGACUUUUCCGAUGAGGUAUAAGGUACUUUAUCGACAAUUAGUUCCCCAUUUGAAUCUAUGAUUUACUCUUUAGAUUGCUUUUUAUCAAAUACAUUGGCAUAUGAAAUACACUAUGCAAGAAUGAUUUGGGAAUUGAUCACACCUUUCUUUUAUACUGGCUUCUUCUUUUUCAUUUACUUUGUUGCCUUCAAAUUUGGAUAUGCAAUUUUCAACAAAAGUGUCAUCACAACAACUCUCAUUUAUAUGUACAUAUUUUUAUAGCCUACUUUGAUUGGCGGAUUUAUGCUAUUGAUUUCCUUUAGGGAGAUCUCAGAUUAUAAAUGGAUUUCUGCAAAUGUAUCUUAGAGGUAUGAUACAUACAUCCAUCAAUUGUGGAUAUUUAGGUUCUGCAUACCUACACUUCUUUUAUUUUCAAUUGCUAUACCUCUUUACCUAUUAAUUGGACUUUACUAAAACAAAAAUAAGUUCCAUAAAAAAUUGGUCAGAUAGAGUUGGGGAUACUUGUACAUAGAAUAUAGAAAUAUUGCUUAUUAUUGGGAGAUAGUUAAAAUAUUUCAGAGGGAAUUGAUUAUCCUGUCUUUGACAUAUUUUGAGGAUAGUAUCCUAAUCAAAGCAAUAAUUGUGAUUUUGAUUUUAAUCCUUUACCUAGAGUUGAACAAAAAAUUUAAACCCUAUAAUGUAAAUUAUCUAAAUGAUUUGGAUUAUUUCUUAACUAACACAUGUAUAACUUCAAUUAAUUUGGGAAUUGGGUGUUACUUCUCAUAAUCUUCAGGUUCAACAGAAAUCUCAUAUAUAUUUAUCAUAAUCUUACUUUGCUUGAAUUUUUAUUCCAUUUCAUACCUGCUAUCUAAAAUUAUCAAAGAAUUUUUAAGGUAACAAAUUAAUGAUUUGGAGUAAAAACUAAAUGUACUUAAAAUGAAAGUAGCAAGAUUUCUUCCAUGUUUAAUGAAAUUUAAGACAAUUUCAAAAAUAUUAAAAAAUCACAAAGUGAAAAAAGAAAGGUAAAAAGUUGCUAAAUAAAUUAUCAUAUUGAAAAAUUAAGAAAAAUACAAUUUUUAUUAAUCUGAUCAUCAUUGUGAAUAAUUUAUAGAUUCUAGAACUAUAACUCCCAUAAUUUCAAGUUCGGAAAAGAAUCUUUGCUAACAUCGUCUGGUAAAAACUAAUUCCCUGAUCGUGUUAUAAUAAUAAAGAGUUAGUAUUCAAAUCAUUGAUUAAAAGGCUACGAUGUAAUUUAAUAUAAAUGGUAACGAUACAAUAUCUGGAAGAUAAAAUUGA